This is a messenger RNA of Cutaneotrichosporon oleaginosum, 1220 nucleotides long. RefSeq lists its product as uncharacterized. Lineage: Eukaryota; Fungi; Basidiomycota; Tremellomycetes; Trichosporonales; Trichosporonaceae. The record is from RefSeq and is a predicted model, not a curated record.
CCUCAUAAUCAUGGCCGGCCGGAUCGCUCGCUCCAUCAAAACAGGUGUCGCUCAGACCUUCGACUCGGCCCAUCAGGUGAUCGCCUGGCGUGCGUCCGACUAUCACUUCUUCCUUCCUGUCCCGCUUGCGUCCGCUCAUACUCACCAUAGUCAAGACGGUUGUUGCAGACAACCGUCAUCUCCGCAAUCAAGUCGGCCACCUCGAGCGUAGCAUUGACAUUCUCGAGGACGGGAUUCGGCUACUUCGCGACCAGCUCGAAACAAGCGAGAAGGAGGGUGCCAAGCGCUAUACCGACAUUGUUCACCUCGAGCACGAACUCAUGACUCUCAAGCUCAGCUGGGACAACAUGGCGCAGCGACUUGCAGCUGCUAACCAAAGGGAAGCGGCUGGAGGCGCAGCAAGUGAACUGUAUCAGUGCAAACGGCAGAUGGAGGAGGAACAGCGGCAGCAUGACAUGGCCCUGAGGAUUGCCCAGUACGAGAGCCAGGCCGUGCACGACGCUUGCCUGGAGGAGAUUAGCCGCCGCGUCGAAACGAUCGAGCAGAGCGAAGUCACGAUCGCUCGUCUGCGCCGGCUGAUCUCCGAGCAGCAGGACCAGAUCGCAAGGCUGAAGGAAGCGCUUGAUCGCGCGUCGCAAGAGCAAAGGAUUUCAUCCCUGCAACUAUCCAACUUCCCACAGAACUUAGUCGCCGGCCAGCCGCCCCCUACCCCAGACGCAGAGUCGCUUCCUCUGCCUUAUGGUGCCGAUGCAGGUGCAUACGAGGAGAGCCAGACCGUCGAGUCACGCCCCAGCGCUCAGCGUCCGUCUGAAGUCUUCGGAACGCAGACUACGCCGAACGACAACGACGGAACUGAGGAUUACGCUGAUGGCGUGCUGUUCGACGACGGGCUCAUUCCGUCGGAAUCUUGCGAAGCAAACAGCCAUCCGACUCACAACUAGGAACCCUAUGUUCCUCGGCAAAUGUAGGUAGUGAUUAAGCAACCAUGAGCGUGUCGUCAAUGGCUCGCCCAUACACAGUUCGUGAUGACAUCGCCCAAGGUGAAGUAUUAGUACUGCAGAUACGUCUCUCCCACCCCCGCCGGCUCCCCACCCCGUCUCUUCCGCUCUAUCGGUUCCUUGGUUCAUUUCCUGCCAGUGACGAGCGCGUCGCAUGGCACGACUUGGACAUUGAUUGAACUUUGUGUUGUUGUACUCUGCUCAUAUGCUACAUAGACUCAC